GCGUGAAGACGGAGCAGCUGCGCGCCCAGGGGCCAUGAGCCUGGGGGUCAAGCGGCGGCGACAGCGGAAGGAGCUCUACUCAUUCGAGCCGGAGCGCAAACGAAUCUAUAAAGGUUUGGAGACUCCUUCACCAGAGAUUUUGUGCCACCUACCAAGAAAGUGUCCUGUGGAUUACUGGGAUAUGGAGCAGGAUUUGAAGCAGGAAAGACUCACUGAGGAAUUUAGUCCUCAGAUUAUGAAAGAAAAGCCAAAUUCCAUGAUAUUUCCGGAUAAUGAAACCAUAACUACUGCCCAGCCUUGCCCAAGAUGUAUUGCUGGAGAACCUGGGCACCUUGGCCAUAUUAUGAAUUUAUAGAACAUCAGGGGACAUGGAUGCUCCUUUUUUGAAUAGCCAGAUUUCUCUGCAUCCCUGAGAAAGAUUUGGGUAUGGGUUGCAGUGUAAAAGAUGUCUGAUUUCUUUUUAUGUCAACAUUUACCAUAUUUCAAACUUUCACAGCAACAAUCAAGGAUAAACAAAUAGGUAUGAUUUUUCCCCCCACAUCAUUUCACGUUUCUGUCUUUGUAGCUCAUUUGUGAACUUAGGAUAUUCUUACAAAAAUUCCAUCCCUGUCCAGUGGACCAAGCCACCUAGCAGACCCCAUAUGGAUCUACCUCCCUCUGUCAGCUCUACAAGCCAUUCCUUAGCAGACAACUGGGAAUUCUUCCUGUCCUUGUGUCACUCAUUUACUGAAUUGCAGUAAUAAUAUGUAUGCUAAUCAUUCUGUAAGGUCCUGUUACACUAUAAGCAAUCAGAUGUACAAAUUACCAUGUGAAAAGAAGAAAAUUGCAUCUUUAAUGUUACAGCAAAACUGGACAUUUUCCCUCUCCUAUCUAAAGGAGUGAAAUAAAAGAUUUAUUUAUCUUGCA
Messenger RNA from Eublepharis macularius, 906 nucleotides. RefSeq names its product chromosome 6 C10orf143 homolog (gene C6H10orf143). Bases 35 to 355 code for a protein of 106 amino acids. Lineage: Eukaryota; Metazoa; Chordata; Lepidosauria; Squamata; Eublepharidae. The transcript has 4 exons. The record is from RefSeq and is a predicted model, not a curated record.